This is a messenger RNA of Pan troglodytes (chimpanzee), 8073 nucleotides long. RefSeq names its product zinc finger protein 337 (gene ZNF337). Bases 4997 to 7252 code for a protein of 751 amino acids. Gene Ontology annotation, biological process: regulation of transcription by RNA polymerase II. Lineage: Eukaryota; Metazoa; Chordata; Mammalia; Primates; Hominidae. The record is from RefSeq and is a predicted model, not a curated record. Gene Ontology annotation, molecular function: DNA-binding transcription factor activity, RNA polymerase II-specific. The transcript has 6 exons. Gene Ontology annotation, cellular component: nucleus.
CCGCCUCGGUUCGCCCUCAGCCGCCCUGGUGAGCUGCGCUCCUGCGGGUCCCUCUCUGCAGCGCGCCCUUCCGGUGCAGGAAGAAGGGCCGGGAAGGCCUGGGACGUGAGGGCGCUGCUGGGGCCGUAGCGCGCGCUCCUUCAGGCCCGGCGUCUCCGCGUUCUGGGGAGGGGCGGAGACCCAGGCCGCGCCUUGAAGUGGGCGGUGGGGCUGCGGCUUGCCGAGCGCCCCGGGUCUGGGCCGCCACUCAGUCUCCGUUCCCGGUUGCGUGUAGUGGCGGCUCGGGCGGUGAACAGCCCGGAUUUCACAGGGGCGCCGAGCAACCCAGGUCCUCUUGUGCCAGGGUCGCCGCUCCUCGGGUGGGGACGGGCCAGCGGCCUAGCGAGCUGCCACGGGGGUCUUUUGGCCGGAGGUGGAGGGGGAUUCGGCCACAGCCAGGGUCCACUGGUGGGGUGGGGGUUACAGCCAUGAGACGGAUGGGCUAGGUCCGACUCGGGUUCCCUCCGACUCUGAUGCUCCAGACUUUAUUGUGGGAGACGGGACAGGGGAGGACUUCGCCCGCGUGUUUUGGGGAAGGGCCGCUGCUUUGGGUUGGGAGCACCCCGCCUUGGGACGAUCUUCCGCGGAUAGGAGUGUAGGCCGGGACCAAAUGUCCUCGCACGGGCACGUCUAGACGUGUUGUGGUGGAGAGGGGGGCUCUGCGUGGGGCAGCGUCCGCGGGAGGUGAGGUGGCUGUGGGGACCCAGGUGUCCUCUUCCCUGGGGCCUUGCUAAUGACGGCAAAAUCCGGGUUCUGCCAAAAUAUAUUUUAAAAGGUUUAUUCCUAGUCAGUAUGAGUGACUGUGGCCCAGGUUAUUCAGCCUCAAGAGGUCCUGUGAAAGUGCCCGAGACGGUCGGGCUUGCAGGUUAAUUUUAUACAAUUCAGGGAGACAGGAAUUUCAGGUAAAGUCAUAAAUCAGGCUGAGCAGUGUGGCUCAUGCCUGUAGUCCCAGCACUUUGGGAGGCCAGGAGUUCCAGAGCAGCCUGGGCAGCACAGCAAGACCCUGUCUCUACAUGAAAUUAGAAAAAUAAAAAAAUUAGCGGGGCGUGGUGUCCCAUGCCUGUGGCCUCAGCUACUUGGGAGGCCCAGUCAGUUGAGUCCAGGAGGUGGAGGCUGUAACCAGCUAUGUUGGCUGCACUGCACGCUAGCCUGGGCAACACAGCGAGAUCCUGCCUCCAAAAAGAAAAUCAUAAAUCAAUAAGAGAAAGAUAUACACGGGUUCCUCCCAAAAAGCUGGUAUAUCUCCAAACGGGUUUACACCUCAUGGGGGCACUUAGGGAUUCUUUAGUGGACAGUUGGUUGAGAGACUUAAGCUACUGCCUGAAGACUGGAAUCAAAAGCAUGCCAGAGUUAAGGGGAUUGCGUAGAUCAAAGAAGCCUCUUAGUUGGCAACUCUCAGAAUAGAUGGUAAAUGUCUGUUUUCAGUUUUUUGUGUUUUUCUUUUUGUUUUUAGAGAGUCUUGCUCUGUCGCCCAGGCUAGAGUGCAGUGGCGUGAUCUCAGCUCACUGCAACCUCCACCUCCCGGGUUUGAGCAGUUCUCCUGCCUCAGCCUCCUGAGUAGCUGGGACUACAGGCGCCCGCCACCACGCCUGGCUAAUUUUUGUAUUUUUAGUAGAGAUGGGGUUUCACCAUGUUGCUGAGGCUGGUCUUGACCUCCUGACCUCAGGUGAUCCACCCACCUCUACCUCCCAAAGUGCUGGGAUUACAGGCGUGAGCCACCGCGCGUCAGGCUGGCUGUCUCUUCCAGACCUAGGAAAGGCUUAGAACAAAGGAGGUCUGGCUGCAUUAAUGGAGAUUCGCUGCGGAUGCAAAUUUUCCCACUAAAGAUAGCUUUGCGGGGCUAUCCAUUUCAAUCUGUUGCCCCUGCGGCAGCCACUUCAAAACAUGUCAAAGAAGUAUAUUUUGGGGUAAAAUAAUUUCCUUCAGCAUCUGCUGUCAUGUGAUGCUGUACCAGAGUCAGGUUGGAAAGUGAGCCUCAUUAUAUAAGAGUAAUAAAACUCAUCUGAUGAGAUUUUAUGGUUUCUCGGGCAGGAUUCCCCAAGCCUCAUAGAUAGGCAUUUGGGCAAGGGAAAAAAGGUGAAUUUAGGCCUCACCAGGUUGGUAGGGCUUCCUCGGUUAUUGGAGUGGGAGUAACAGCAACCAUUGGGCCCAGCAGUUUUUUUAAAUGUCUCUGGGGCUGUGGACUGACCAUCCAAAUAACUGAUUUUAAUCAUUUCAUUAUGGAAAAAUUGUCAGCAGAACCCCCAAGUAGAGAGACCCAUCAGUCAAGAUAUACCUCAUGACCUUGCAAGCUAAUCUAGCUUGACCCAGAUCCCCUCCUAACCUGUGCAGAUUCAUUGAGAAAUGUCAUAGCCAUGCCUACUGGUUAAGACAUAGUCCUUUACAGUGAGAGUUGAAACCCGAGCUCUAUCACUUUCUUGGCUGUGUUGCUUUGACAAAGGCAUUUAAAUGUUUUGUGCCUGUUUCCCCAUCUGAAAUUGGUGGGUAAUAGUCACUUCAUAGGACAGUUGUGAAGAUUGAAUGCAGAAAAAUUUGUGCCGUGCCUGGAACCGUCCCUGGCAUAUAUUAAAUUCUCAAUAAGUGUUAAAUAUUAUAAUGAAUAUCAACACUUCCUUAUUCUGGAAGCACCGACAGGAUAUGCUGUGUUUAGUGUUAGCAUCAUGUCAGGACAGGGUCUGUUGCGAUGCCCACACUCAGGAUCUGUUCCCAGGAACCUGCGUAAAGUUUUCUUCUCUGGAAGACUUUGGGUCUUUUUUUUUUUAACAAGAAGAGGCUCUACCCUGGGACUGGGAAUUUCCAAGGCCACCUUUGAGGAUCGCAGAGCUCAUUUUAGAGCUAUUUUAGUCCCCAGCUCCUCUUCCUCCACUCCCACGUUACCCAUGAGAGGACUGUCUGCAGGGUAAGGGACGACAGCCCAACCCCAGGUGGGGACUUCUUAUGUAUUGCCUUCCUGCAGUGCCUUCUCUGCCCUAAACCAUGGUGGGUUUCCUUUGCUAAUGUCUGACAUCUUGUGCCCUACACUGUCCCAUCUGAGGCUCAGAACCUCUCAGCCGGUUCUCAUGGGGAACGUUCCCCAGAUCUGAUGCCCUCAUUCAGGACACUUCCAUCAUUGUCCCUACAUUUCUUCUCUCAGUGCUUUAUUCAGGCUGCUGCAUUCGUGGUGCAGACCAGGUCUUGUAAAAAAUUAUUCAGUCAGCAUGUGCUGAGCCAUUGUCCUGUCCCAGGGACAGGGCUUUAUAGUCAUUGCCAUAUUCAUCUCUUCAACCAAUGUGGAAAUUAGGAAUUGGAAUCCCCAUUUCACAGACUAAGAAGUAGUGUGUUAAUCAGUUGAAAUAAUUUUUAUGGCUGGGCGUGGUGGCCCAUACCUGUAAUUCCAGCACUUUGGGAGGUCAAGGCAGGCAGAUUACCUGAGGCCAGGAGUUCGAGACCAGCCUGGCCAACAUGGUGAAACCUCAUCUCUACUAAAAAUACAGAAAUUAGUCAGGCAUGGUGGCUCACGCCUGUAAUCCCAACUACUCUGGAGCCUGAAGCAAGAUAAUCGCUUGAAUCCAGGAGAUGGAGGUUGCAGUGAGCAGAGAACAUGCCACUGCACUACAGCCUGGGGGACAGUGAGACUCUGUCUCAAAAAAGAAUAAUUUUUACUUUAUGUAACAUAUCUGGGAUCAAGUGGACUGGGUUGUGGAGCAAGCUGGGAUUUUGGGGGUUUCUGUUAAGAAUUAGCUUCAUUGAGGUAUAAUUGAGACAAUAAAAUUAUCUCCCAUUUUAAGUUCUAGUUGAUGAGUUUUGAGAAAUGUAUAUAGUGAAGUCUUGAUCAUCAAGUCAACAUAUGAACAUUUUUCAUCUCCCAAAAAUGUAGGAGCUGUUUUUUUAUCUUAGGAGAAUUUUAAUGAAAUGUACGUGGAGGAGCUAAAUGUUUCAAGUUUGCCUCAUAUUCAUAUCUAAUUUAUUGGUAACUAAUUUAAACCACUUUCUUAUGGCUCUCAGUUUCUGUUCCUACAGGAUAUUAACUCCCACAGAUGUCAACAGAUGGCAGGAGUGAGACCAAACAGUUUGCAGUGUUCUCCAUUCACACCCUGGAAAUGAAAGUUUUCUCUAUUUUUCCUCUCCAAAUUAUCUUGGAAGGGAUAUUCAAUUUUUUUCAAAUUUACUAUGAAAAAUAUUGAAGUAGGAACUAAAGUAGAGAGAAUAUAUAACAGAUCUCUCUGUUCCCUUGUUGCACCUUAACACUUUGCUCUUCUUAUUUCAUCCAACCUCCUCCCCACCCCAUGCUUUCUGUUUUCAGGCUAGAGCAUCUUGAAGCCAAUCCAAGACACCAUUUUAUCUGUAAAUUUACUGCAGCUACUUCUCUGAGGACUAUUUUUGUUGUUAUUGUCUUGCCUUUUAACGUAACUAGAGUACCAGAAUCAUACUCAACAAAAUUAGCAAUGUAUUAAUUUCACCCAUUACCCAGUUUAUGCAGAAAUUUUCCAGGUCUCAAAAAUUUCUCCUUACAAUUCAGAUUUCACACUCAGGUUCAUUAAGAUGGGAAGCAUGAGAGAAGAAAUAUCUAGAAACCAGCUCAGUAGUGCCCCUUGUCUGUUUUACUUCUCUCUUUGUGAUCUAGGUAAAGGAAGUUUCCCUACCUUGGCAAACUUCCCAUCUGCUUGCUUAGGUGCUGAGGCUUGUUCAUUCUUUCCUUGCCAUAGCUUUUUCCUUCCCUUCCUUCUUCUGCCUGCCAGGCUCAUCUCCUAAUUCUACUUCUACCCAUGAGGACAAAUAAUGAUCACACCACUUACCUAAUUGCCUGGCCCUAGUUCUGGUCCCAACUAUAAUCAGAAAUGUGGAUUCUGGAAUGGCAGUGAGGAGCGACGUGGACUGUAUCUCCAGCAAAACACCAUAACUGUCCUGUGUUCCUGAAGCUGGUUUCAGAUUGGCCAUCUGCAAGCUUCCCUUCUCCGUGGAGAGCAGGAAGACAGUCAUGGGACCUCAGGGAGCCAGGAGACAGGCUUUCUUGGCAUUUGGGGAUGUCACUGUGGAUUUCACCCAGAAGGAAUGGAGGCUGCUGAGCCCUGCUCAGAGGGCCCUGUACAGGGAGGUGACACUGGAGAACUACAGCCACCUGGUCUCACUAGGAAUUCUCCAUUCUAAACCAGAACUCAUCAGGCGGCUAGAGCAAGGGGAAGCGCCCUGGGGAGAAGAGAGAAGACGCCGGCCAGGCCCCUGUGCAGGAAUAUAUGCAGAACAUGUCCUGCGGCCCAAGAAUCUUGGACUUGCACAUCAGAGGCAACAGCAACUACAAUUUUCUGAUCAAAGCUUCCAGAGUGACACAGCUGAAGGUCAAGAGAAAGAAAAAAGCACUAAGCCCAUGGCAUUUUCCAGCCCACCCCUAAGACAUGCAGUAAGCUCAAGGAGGAGGAACAGUGUAGUGGAAAUAGAGUCUAGUCAAGGCCAGAGGGAAAAUCCUACAGAAAUAGACAAAGUAUUGAAAGGAAUAGAAAAUUCAAGAUGGGGAGCAUUCAAGUGUGCAGAGCGUGGGCAAGACUUCAGCCGGAAGAUGAUGGUAAUCAUACACAAAAAAGCACAUUCCAGGCAGAAACUUUUUACAUGCAGGGAGUGUCACCAGGGCUUUAGAGAUGAGUCAGCAUUGCUCUUGCACCAGAACACACACACAGGAGAGAAGUCCUAUGUGUGCAGUGAGUGUGGGCGAGGCUUCAGCCUCAAGGCCAACCUCCUCAGACACCAGAGGACACACUCAGGAGAGAAGCCUUUUCUGUGCAAGGUGUGUGGACGAGGCUAUACCAGUAAGUCAUACCUCACUGUGCAUGAGAGAACACACACAGGAGAGAAGCCUUAUGAAUGCCAGGAGUGUGGGCGAAGGUUUAACGAUAAGUCCUCAUACAACAAGCACUUGAAGGCGCAUUCAGGGGAGAAGCCUUUUGUGUGCAAGGAGUGUGGGCGAGGCUAUACUAAUAAGUCAUACUUCGUUGUGCACAAGAGAAUACACUCAGGAGAGAAGCCUUACAGAUGCCAGGAGUGUGGCCGAGGCUUUAGCAAUAAGUCACACCUUAUCACACACCAGAGGACACACUCAGGGGAGAAGCCCUUUGCGUGCAGGCAGUGUAAGCAAAGUUUUAGCGUGAAAGGAAGUCUCCUCAGACACCAGAGAACACACUCAGGGGAGAAGCCUUUUGUGUGCAAGGAUUGUGAGCGAAGCUUUAGCCAAAAGUCAACUCUUGUCUACCACCAGAGAACACACUCAGGGGAGAAACCUUUUGUUUGUAGAGAAUGUGGGCAAGGAUUUAUUCAGAAGUCAACCCUUGUGAAACAUCAGAUCACACACUCAGAGGAGAAGCCUUUUGUGUGCAAGGACUGUGGACGAGGCUUUAUCCAAAAGUCAACCUUCACUUUACACCAGAGGACACACUCAGAGGAGAAGCCUUAUGGAUGUCGGGAGUGUGGGCGAAGGUUUCGGGAUAAGUCCUCCUAUAACAAGCACCUGAGGGCACACUUGGGUGAGAAACGUUUUUUCUGCAGGGAUUGUGGGCGAGGCUUUACCUUGAAGCCAAAUCUCACCAUACAUCAGAGGACACACUCAGGAGAGAAGCCCUUCAUGUGCAAGCAGUGUGAGAAAAGUUUUAGUUUGAAGGCAAAUCUUCUUAGACAUCAGUGGACACACUCAGGGGAAAGGCCAUUUAAUUGCAAGGAUUGCGGGCGAGGCUUCAUCCUAAAAUCAACUCUCCUCUUCCACCAGAAGACACACUCAGGGGAGAAGCCUUUCAUCUGUAGUGAAUGUGGGCAAGGAUUUAUCUGGAAGUCAAAUCUUGUGAAACACCAGCUUGCACAUUCUGGCAAGCAGCCUUUUGUAUGCAAGGAGUGUGGGCGAGGCUUCAACUGGAAGGGAAAUCUCCUCACACACCAGAGGACACACUCAGGGGAGAAGCCCUUCGUGUGUAAUGUGUGUGGGCAAGGCUUCAGCUGGAAGAGAAGUCUCACCAGACACCACUGGCGGAUACACUCAAAGGAGAAGCCUUUUGUUUGCCAGGAGUGUAAGCGAGGCUAUACCAGUAAGUCAGACCUCACUGUGCAUGAAAGAAUACACACAGGAGAGAGGCCUUAUGAAUGCCAAGAGUGUGGACGAAAGUUUAGCAAUAAGUCAUACUACAGUAAGCACUUAAAGAGACACUUACGUGAGAAGCGUUUUUGUACAGGGAGUGUGGGUGAGGCUUCAUCUUGAAGUUAUAUCUCACCAUCCAUCAGAGGACACACUCAGGAGAGUAACUUUGCUCUGUUACAAGCUUUAGUUGAGGCUGCGUAACUUGUUCGUGAAGAUAUAACAGAGGCAGACAGAAUCCAGAGGGCUACAGAGAACCUGAAUUCAACCCAUGUGUCCCCAAGAGAUUCAGAGAAAAGAGGUCAAUGUUUAGGGAACAGAGAUGCCAGUUGAGGGGAGGGCAUUACCUGGGCUAUUGGGGAAAUGUGGUCUCUUUCCUACUGAGCACAUAUUCUUGUUGUAUUUGUGCCAGGCUGUGCUUUCUAAGGACUGCUCUUAGCCAGUGACUGCAGAGCAGGGAUACCAAGGCAGGCCUGUUACUGACACUCUCCCCAACCUCCUUGGACUGCAAACAAUCUAGGACACCUCCACCAAACCUCCUCUUGCACUUUCCCUCUGGCUGCCCUCCCAGCCUUCCUUGGUUUGGAUGUUUUGUCCCCUCCUUAAUUUAUGUUGAAACUCUACAUAAACUGUUUACUGUUGAAACAGUGUAAGUAUUAGGAGGUGGGACCUUUGGGAAGUGAUUAAGUCAAGUCACGAAGAUAGAGCUUUGCGAAUGGGAUCAGGUGCCCUUAUGAAAAGGCUUGAUAGAGGGAGUUUGUCCUGUGGCCCUUCUAUUUUCUGCUCUGUGAGGACACAAUGCUCCUCCCUUCCAAAAGAUGCAGCAUGAAGGCAUCAUCUUGGAAACAGACAUGAGCCCUCAACAGACAACUGAACCUACUGAUGUUUUGAUGUUGAACUUCCCAGCCUCCAGAACUCUGGAAAAAUAAAGCCCUCUUUAUACA